CUCUACUCUGUCCAACGUUACAGAAUGCCGACAUCUGAAAGCUCCGGUCUUGUUAUGCGUGCGUUUGACCACACAAGGCGCUUACGGUAUUUAGAACAGCGCCGUCGACAGACGCCGUGCUGAAGUGGACAGCUCCCGUUCAGAUGAAGGGGGGGGGGGGAAACACACGAUACUUAGACAACCAACCAACCAACCAUUGACCUCGUCACAGUUUGAUUUGGUUCGUCCGGUGAGAUGGGUAUGUCUCUCCCGCCGAGCUGACGUUAACAGCGUUUGUUUUAUAUAACCAUCACCAUACAGAUGUGUAUCUAAGAAGACGGCGACGGCAUUAAUGGACUUUUCGUUGUUUUAUUUGUUGCGAGCUGACGGUGCCGGAGUUGUUCCGUCUGGAUACUGUGGAGUUGUUCUGACGUUUGAUAGGAAACACCUGUAGCUGAAUCUGCUAUCUGUCCAUACACCGUCUCUAAUGUAUUGGAGGACUAUUAUUCCACACAAACAAAAGCAGAAAUGUUUUGACACACAUCUAUUUUUCUGCAGGCAGGGAGGGCUGCUCUCUCUGACGCCGUCGGCCAUCUAAUCUCCAAUGUAAAAAGAGCGGAGGUAAAGCCAUUUACUGUCCAUUAAUAUCUAAGCUUCUCUCUCGGCUCUCUGUGCUGCUCGCAGACAGGAACAUGGAUAGAGAGGAAUUCGCGGUGACAAGAGCUUUGCCUGGAUCUGUAUGGAUGGUGUUCUCUUGUCCAAACUAAUAACAUUUCAAAAAAGACGGUUGAGUCGAGGUCAACAACCGACCACGGUGCGUCUGGCGGUUCGUGUUCACCACCCUUUUUUCUUUUGCGCACCGAUUUUUUUGAAAAUUAAUUGAAUGCAUUUUUAAUGUAGCUGGGGAGAUCAGAGGUAGGCUUCUAUUUUAAAUAAAAACAACCAUGGGGGGCACAGAUGAGUGUAAAACCAUGCUGGAUGCUCUGAACAAAGUCACCGCGUGCUACAGGCACCUGGUCAUCGCGCUGGGCAGCACAUCGGACUCUCAGAACCUACGCGAGGAACUCAAGAAGACCCGGAAGAAAGCCCAGGAGCUCGCGGUGGCCAACCGGAAUAAACUAACCGAGUUGCUCAAAGACAAGAGCACCAGCAAGGACGACCGGGCUGAGUAUGAGAGGCUAUGGGUGCUGUUUACCAGCAGCAUGGAGAUACUGGAAGUGGACAUGAAGCGGAGCCUAGAGAUAGGGCAGGAGUUCCCCCUCAAGGUGCCCACCAGACACCUCAUCCAGACGGGCAUGACCGGCAGCACCACCACGGUGGCCGCCAGGGCCAUGUCUGUGCAGAACAUGAAGUACGACGCGGACAGCAACAUCGACACUGCCGACCUGAAGGAGCUCCAGGCUGAGAUCAGCCAGGUGGGUCAGAUGAUGGAGGAGAUGGAGAUGAAGGUGCAGGUGGCUCCGUGGGCCGUGGAGGCCAAGCAGGAGGCCGGCGCCGAGCUCAAAUCCACCCUGAGCGUCGGGAACUCCUCCGUGGGCGUCAUUUCCAUCUGCGAAGAGGAGCCCAAAGACGAGAUAGACGAAGGGGGUGACAAUAACGGAAUGAUCACGUGCAUCGCUGGGUUCAUAUUCGUCGCUAUUGUAGUAAUCGCCGGGAUACUAGGAUACUUCGUAAUCGGUGGAUAGGAUACUUAGUAUUGAACGUUUUGAGCCAGCCUGGGAAUACUUCACAGAUAAACAGCGGGCGCAGCUCAGAGCCAGAUACAGCCCGGGACGGACACUAGGCAGGUUAUAUGCCCGGAGAAACGGCUCUGUUGUUGAGGAGAGAGAGAGACUAGCGCUCCGAGACAUCAAGGAGCUGUCCAGGUGCUGAAAACUGUUACGCGCAAAUGGCACCGAUUCUCCGUAUAGUCCUUCACUUUAGACCAGAGCCAUUACAAGGCGUUAUUCCACUUAUAGUCCUUCACUUUAGACCAGAGCCACUGCAAGGCGUUAUUCCAUUUAUAGUCCUUCACUUUAGACCAGGGCCACUGCAACAUUUUAUCUCAGCCUCACAAUAAUAAUUUAUUCAGCUUCUAUAGUGCUUUUCAUGACAAAAAAAUAAUCUCAAAGUGCUUGAAAAUAAAAAAUAAAACAAGCAUCAAAUAAAACACAUCUUCCUUAUAACAGAUAGCAGAUAACAGAGGUCUGGACUAUGACAGCUGUCAGCUAGAGUUGGACGUUUUGGGGGUUUCAACCCUCCCACAUAUGGAGCGACAGUCGAGUGGGAACCACAUAGCUGGAGCAGAGGGAGGGUUUUGUCAACGGGGGCUGGACGAACAGGUCCUCCUCAUAGCUGGAGCAGAGGGAGGGUUUGUUAACAGGGGGUAGAUGAGCAGGUCCUCCUCAUAGCUGGAGCAGAGGGAGGGUUUUGUUAACAGGGGGUAGAUGAGCAGGUCCUCCACAUAGCUGGAGCAGAGGGAGGGUUUUGUUAACAGGGGGUAGAUGAGCAGGUCCUCCAGUGGCAGGCAGCACUGUUCCCUCUCUAUUCAAGGCGUCCCGCCGGCGCCUCCCAGUCCCCGCUGUCUGACUGCCUUGUUCAAGAUGAAGUCCAUUGCUACGUUCCCACUAACCUCAAUGAUGUCAGCCCACACAAAUCCUCAGAGGAAUCCUCAGACCGAGCAAUGAAUUCAUCCCUGCCAGCUCGCCGUCCGUUGCAGUCCUCCUCAGGGGUCAGGAGAACAUGAAAACAAAACAAUAUGAUGGCGUAUUCAACUCAAAACACACUAGCUAACUAGCUCGCUAGCAUUGUUAGCUAGCUAUGUUGAAAGAGCUGAUUUUCCAUCAAAUUCACAGGUAGGAAACACAUUGAUUUUACCCAGACUUAGUCUAUAGUCAUUGAGUUAUUCAAAACCAAAAAUCAAAAUCAAAAUAUUCAAACAAAAAAAAACGAAUAAAAAAUGAUUAAAUAUUGACAAAAUGUACUGGAGCGCUCUGCCUAGGCGACCUCACAGCGCCAUGGCAACAUGUGUAGAAUAGCAGGGAAUUUGCUCUCAAAAAAGCAAAAUUUUCUCUCUGCCUCAUGGCAACAAAAAUGUAUCCUUGCUCGAACCAUGCAGGUGGCCCCACCAAACUGCCCUAUACUAUUGACCAGAGCCCUAUAGGGCUAGGGAAUAGGGUUCUAUAGGGCUCUGGUCUAAAGUAGUGCACUGUAAUAGGGAAUAGGGUUCUAUAGGGCUCUGGUCUAAAGUAGUGCACUGUAAUAGGGAAUAGGGUUCUAUAGGGCUCUGGUCUAAAGUAGUGCACUGUAAUAGGGAAUAGGGUUCUAUAGGGCUCUGGUCUAAAGUAGUGCACUGUAAUAGGGAAUAGGGUUCUAUAGGGCUCUGGUCUAAAGUAGUGCACUAUAUAGGGAAUAGGGUUCCAUAGGGCUCUGGUCUAAAGUAGUGCACUGUAAUAGGGAAUAGGGUUCUAUAGGGCUCUGGUCUAAAGUAGUGCACUAUAAUAGGGAAUAGGGUUCUAUGGGGCUCUGGUCUAAAGUAGUGCACUAUAAUAGGGAAUAGGGUUCUAUAGGGCUCUGGUCUAAAGUAGUGCACUAUAUAGGGCUCCAUAGGGCUCUGGUCUAAAGUAGUGCACUAUAUAGGGAAUAGGGUUCCAUAGGGCUCUGGUCUAAAGUAGUGCACUAUAAUAGGGAAUAGGGUUCUAUAGGGCUCUGGUCUAAAGUAGUGCACUGUAAUAGGGAAUAGGGUUCUAUAGGGCUCUGGUCUAAAGUAGUGCACUGUAAUAGGGAAUAGGGUUCUAUAGGGCUCUGGUCUAAAGUAGUGCACUGUAAUAGGGAAUAGGGUUCUAUAGGGCUCUGGUCUAAAGUAGUGCACCAUGUAGGGAAUAGGGUUCUAUAGGGCUCUGGUCUAAAGUAGUGCACCAUGUAGGGAAUAGGGUUCUAUAGGGCUCUGGUCUAAAGUAGUGCACUAUAUAGGGCUCCAUAGGGCUCUGGUCUAAAGUAGUGCACUAUAAUAGGGAAUAGGGUUCUAUAGGGCUCUGGUCUAAAGUAGUGCACCAUGUAGGGAAUAGGGUUCUAUAGGGCUCUGGUCUAAAGUAGUGCACCAUGUAGGGAAUAGGGUUCUAUAGGGCUCUGGUCUAAAGUAGUGCACUAUAAAUAGGGAAUAGGGUUCCAUUUGGGACACAUCCUUGUAAGGAGUUACUCGGCCUCGUAGAGACUUUCUGAAUGUAUUCACCAUCUUGAUGAGAAAUUGCACCAGAUAUAUUUUUAGAGUUAUGAGAUGUUAGGUUUGGAAAGGGAGUCAGAGUGUGUUUGGCUCCAGAUGAUGGCACAGGCAGGUCUAAGUAUUAUCCUACACACAGUCCAUUAGUAGGGUCUAGGCAGGUCUAGUAUCCUACACAGAGUCCAUUAGUAGGGUCUAGGCAGGUCUAAGUAUUAUCCUACCCAGAGUCCAUUAGUAGGGUCUAGGCUAGGGAGAGGAGAUGUAUGUUCAGGAAGUGAAAGAGGACACAUCUACUGGUUAAACACUUUUGCUAUUGGAAUUUCACAUCUAUCCAUCCCUCCCUCUC
Molecule: messenger RNA, 4523 nt
Organism: Salvelinus fontinalis (brook trout)
Lineage: Eukaryota; Metazoa; Chordata; Actinopteri; Salmoniformes; Salmonidae
Product: regulator of G-protein signaling 9-binding protein-like
Exons: 1
Coding region: 924-1664 (246 amino acids)
Biological process (GO): G protein-coupled receptor signaling pathway; detection of light stimulus involved in visual perception
Cellular component (GO): neuron projection; photoreceptor outer segment
Source: RefSeq, a predicted model, not a curated record